AUGGCACUUCGUCAUUUCCUCUCGUCGCUCGCUCUGGCAGCGAGCUUGGCUAGCACCCAGGCUCAGCUCACCACUAGCUACACGGAUGAGGCUACGGGCAUCACCUUCCAGCAGAAGAGCGUCGCCAACUACUCGUUCGGCAUUGCCCUCCCUGUGAAUCCCACCACAGACUUCAUCGGACAGCUCUCUGCAAACACCUUGACAGGAUGGGCUGGUGUCUCGUUCACGGGAUCUAUGUUGAACUCCCUGCUCCUCGUAGCUUGGCCCAACAACGGAGACAUAGUUUCAUCUUUGCGAUCAGCAACGAACUACGCCCUUCCCACUAUCGUGGAUGGUCCGAUCCUCCAGACAAUCGCCUCCAGCACCAAUGAGACCGGCUUCAGCUAUACUUUUCUUUGCAAGAACUGCAUGUCCACAGACGCCACGGUGAAGUCGCUCAACGUCUCAGCCGACACGAGUAUCUUUGGGUGGGCUAUCGCCACCACCUCUGGUCCCUCGGCCCCGUCCAGCCCCAGCUCUUCUAUUGAGCAACACGACACCUUUGGUCUCUAUGCGGUCGACAUUGCUAAUGCAAAGUCUGCUAAGUUUGCGUCGUGGGCUGCGCUAGCUAGCAAUGUUACAGCGCCUUCCAACCCGAGCAAUGGAACGCUGCCGACCAACGGCACGACGCCCUACAAUGGUACGGUGACAACCCACAACACGACGUACGACUAUAUCGUGGUCGGAGGCGGGGCUAGUGGCAUCGUUACUGCUCAGCGUCUCACCGAGACGGGCAAGUCAGUGCUCCUGCUUGAGCGUGGCGGCCCAUCCUUCUACUCUACCGGUGGUACUCUGACAGUGCCCUGGAACGACACCACUACAGUCUACGAGGUUCCAGGAAUGUUUAUGCAACUGUCUGCUUACCCUGGUAACAAGGGUUACUGCUCUGACACCGCUGGAAUGGCUGGGUGCAUCCUGGGCGGAGGCACAGCCGUGAACGGUAUGGCCUUCAUCAAGCCUCCAAGCUUUGAUUUCGAGAACUGGCCUGUAGGCUGGCGGUGGUCUGACGGAGUCUCCGAAGCUGCCGACCGUCUCUAUGCACGGAACCCGGGUACUAUUGAGCCUUCCUCAGAUGGCAAGUACUACGACAAUGCCGUCUACGAUGUUCUCUCCAAAUUCCUCGCUAGGGCUGGGUGGAAGUCGGUCUCCACCAACGAGGAGCCUGAUGAGAAAUUCCAGAUCUACUCAUACCCAGCCAUGAACAUCGCCAAUGGCCGUCGCUCCGGCCCCGUCAACCAAUACCUUCCACUGGCGCUGUCUGAACCCAACUUCACGCUGAAGCUCCACACCAAGGUUCUCCGUGCCAUUCGCACAAACUCUACUAUCACUGGGGUCGAGACUGAGACUGACUCCGGUGCUCGCACUAUCUUCAACGUCAAACCGAAUGGCAAGGUCAUUCUUGCUGCUGGCUCGAUGUCCUCGCCGCGCAUUCUAUUUAACUCUGGUAUCGGUCCCGCUGACCAGAUUGAAGUUGCCUCCAAGCAGACCAAGUCCAUCACCCUUCCCCCCAAGGAAGCCUGGAUCAACUCCCCAGUCGGCUUUGUCCGCGACCACUCCAUCAUCGGCAUUAACUUCAACGUCACUGCCGGCAUGAAUAUCCUGCCAGCCACCGCUUUCAGCAAUCCAGGCCAGACCGACAUCGACUUCUUCGCUCAGGCAGCCGGCCCUCUUGUCGGCAACCCACAGAUGCGCCUCAACACAUUCACAACCAUAACCACCAGCGACGGCAGCAAACUCGUCGUCCAGACGCACUGCUACUCCACAGCCAACAACACCAUUUCUAUGAUGUUUUUACUUACGCACGGCACGCAAUCCACAGGCCGUCUCACCAUGACCACCGACGGCAACACCGUCUUCAGCGAAAGUCCCUAUCUCCAAUCUCCCACCGACAAGGAAGCGCUUGCCCUCGCCAUCGACGAGAUGCUGACCCUCUCCCGCCGCGCCAACAGCACCCUUUCAUACGCCGGCCCAGUUAACGACACGGGCACCGCCAUCGUAGCGCGCACCUCACCCUCGCCAGGCACCCACAUGACCGGCACGACCAUCAUCGGCACAGACGACGGGUCGAAGAACGGCACUGCGGUU
Paraphaeosphaeria sporulosa is the source of this 2124-nucleotide messenger RNA. Its product is annotated as cellobiose dehydrogenase. The annotation marks the transcript as partial. Gene Ontology annotation, molecular function: oxidoreductase activity, acting on CH-OH group of donors; flavin adenine dinucleotide binding. NCBI's taxonomy places the organism in Eukaryota, Fungi, Ascomycota, Dothideomycetes, Pleosporales, Didymosphaeriaceae. The transcript is spliced from 2 exons. The record is from RefSeq and is a predicted model, not a curated record.